AUGGGUUCGUUCGUGGAGGACCUCUGGUCCAGUAUUUUCACUCCGGGUGCGACGCCCACCUUGCUUGUCGCGACAAACGUCACUUUCGCUGCGCUUCAACUCCUCCUCUUCAUCCUUCUCAUCAGUACUUUCAGCAUCCACUUCUUCAUCCUGUCCUUCCUGUCCGGAGCGUUAUGGUGGUCGAUCAACUGGUUUGCGAACGAACUGAAGCAGACACAGAUUGCUGCGAGUGAGAAAGAACAGAGACCCGAAGCAGAGGAACCAGGAGAGCCCGAGGAUAAAUUGAAGUCCGUCGGUGCAAUGAGACCACCAGGCACCAUCGAUACAAGUGAAAGUGAUACUGAGACUGAAACCUUCCAGCGGGAGAAACAUGCCAAGGCGUCUGUUUCGACUGCUCUCCAUCCGCCAUCCGAGAAUAAGGAGGUCAGGAAGCGGCCCAGCUUUGGCGCCGAAAGCUCCGGGUACGGAAGUACGGACAGCGAGUGGGAGAAAGUGGAUAGCAGUAACAAUUCAUGA
Molecule: messenger RNA, 516 nt
Organism: Monascus purpureus
Lineage: Eukaryota; Fungi; Ascomycota; Eurotiomycetes; Eurotiales; Aspergillaceae
Source: the annotation of a GenBank genome assembly